Molecule: messenger RNA, 1047 nt
Organism: Triticum aestivum (bread wheat)
Lineage: Eukaryota; Viridiplantae; Streptophyta; Magnoliopsida; Poales; Poaceae
Exons: 3
Coding region: 434-751 (105 amino acids)
Source: RefSeq, a predicted model, not a curated record
AGAUGGAAGCGAUUGCAUACAACAACCAGGCAGUCGGUUUCAACAACGUGCUAGAAACGGUAGGACCUAUGAUUUCAAUCGCGUCGGGUUCAACCCCACAGAAAUGCCAGAUGGACAUUUCUGGUACCUAUCCAUGGACUUUGUCACCACGCUAAGUUCUACGACCGAGGUUAUGAUGUCGGCGCAACAGAUAACGUCGACAAUUUUCUCACCGUGCUUCCCACUGUUUGGAGAAAUCUUUGAGCUACAGGAUAAAACCAUCACAGCUGCAUUAUUUAGUUAGUUGUUUUUGCAUAUUACUCCGUACAACUCAGAGUCUCAUUGUGAUUUCAUAUUUGCAGAUGUGGUUGCUAUCCUUGCCUAUGUUGGUCAUAUAGAAUUUAAGUGGGAUACGAUAUAUAGGCGCCGCGUCCCUUCCCUCGAGAUUGGCCUCAUGAACUUCCAACGGCAGAUAAUUUUCUUACGUGUACGUGAGGAGCACGUUGGACCUCAGUUCUGGCGUUUGCAAUGCACUGACAAUCUGUUCGAGAAGUUUGUUGUAACUUACAUACAGGUAAAUCAGAGGCAGCGUUGCUUGCAAACUAUGAGGGAGAGCACAUUCUUCUUCUCUCCCAACAUUAAUUAUGAUCAUCAUUAUCUACAAGAUAUCCAUGAAGCUAGCCUGACUACACUUGAUGAAACACGUGCGUACGCGAAUCAUGUUGUUCAAGGAAGGAACAAUGGACGUCAGAAGUAUCACAGAAGAAAUUAGAGCAUCCUCGUGAGAUCCCAACACAUGCAUGAUCCUGGGAUAACAACGCGCGCAUCCAUGUCUAGAACGAUGCAUGCUUGCCCCCAUCCGCCCGAGUUCUCUGGUCCAUGUUCUCCCUCUCUUAUCCCCCCUCCAUUUAUGCCUUAUCGAUCCUAACACGAUCGUGCACACAUGGCGCGCAUGUAAGGAUUCUGUUCCAGUUGGAAUAUAUAUCAAACAAUAUUUGCUUCAUUUUUUCCUUUACGACUUCUAUUUUUCUCAAGGCUAUGAGCAUUAUAAACUCUUACUUGAUCUUU